AUGAACCCAAUUAUAUUCUGGAAACCUCCAGGAAGUCAGUCUUUAACAUGCAGGAAAUAUGCAGAAUUGGCAGGCGACUGGUGUACCAGCACAGGAGCGGACCUUUCGGUCAAGCACGCCUGUGCUGCAGAGGCGGGUCUGGACCGGAGGGGGCGCGGCGUCGGAGCCCAGGGAGGCACUGAGAAGUGUGAGAGGCGACGGUACUGGUUCCACAUCCCUAAAUGCUCACGACCAGAUCUCGGCUGCGAAAUAAUGGCACGGGAAGUGACAGGAAUCGUUUGUGUUUGCCUCUGCAUCGCCCUGGCUUCGGCUCAGAGUCCAGCUUUGACUUCCAACGCAGCUACCAAGGAAGUGACCAUAGCAUCAGUGACUACUACGAUUGAGGUGACAGAAGCAACAACAUUCGCCACCACACAGACGCCAACAACCAGCUCAACAGAAACGACUACAGUCCUGUCAACAACAGGCUCAACGGCAACAACCACUGCCCCACCAACAACUGGCUCAACAGCAACAACCACUGCCCCACCAACAACCGGCUCAACAGCAACAACCACUGUCCCGCCAACAACCGGCUCAACAGUGGCAGCCACUGUCCCGCCAACAGCCAACUCAACAGUAACAACCACAAUCCUGCCAACAGCCAACUCAACAGCAGCAACCACAAUCCUGCCAACAGCCAACUCAACAGCAGCAACCAUAAUCCUGCCAACAGCCAACUCAACAGCAGCAACCACAGUCUCGUCAACAUCCAACUCAACAGAAACGACGGUGGAGAGAUCAACAAGCAAUGUAACACAGGCGGCCAAUUCAACAUCUGUUUCCAGUGCACCAGGAAAUACAACCACAGUAUUGACAACUGUGUUUUUGAUGGAGAACUCUGCAACCGCAAUAAUGAAUGGCACAGUUUUGACUCCAAAAAGGCUACAACUAGACCCGGGGCUGAUUAUUAUUAUUGUAAUUCUGGUGUUAAUUUUACUUAUUGCGGUCAUCAUCACUGCUGUGAAAUAUUCACAAAAUGGAAAGCCCGGAUUUAAACGUCUCCAAGAAAUGCCAAUGAAUAGCUUAAAUGAAGAAGUGCCUUUCGCUCAGUAUCCACCCAAAUAAUCCUGAAACCUGUCUGUGCUGCCUGAAAAUGUCUGGAAAUGACACAAAGCUCGACUGACACUUACUCACCAUCUUUCUCCUGUUUCUCUCUCCCUCAUUCUCUUCCCAUUUGAACCAUUAUUGCUUAGUAACCAUUUAACACGGAGAGUUAACCUAUCUAAAGUAACCUUUGUCAUAAAGCUUGCUCUGCUUUUGGUUGUGGCACACUACAAUGGAAAUUAUAAUAUGAGGCUUCUAAUUUUGAAUGCAAGAUCACCACUGCUGUGUGAACUCAACACUAUUUACAGGUAUCCAUUUUUCACCCAGUGUUUGUUGUUGCAAAAGGAAUUUGGGUCCUGAGCCAUAAUAGGUUAAGGUUUGAAACUAAAUCUUUUCUCUUUGAACUGACUGUAUAUUUUUAUGGGAUUUCUACCUCUGUAGCAGUUCAUUUGAUUUUGUCAUUGUCCUGAUAACAUGUUGGUGAUUCAGAUAAGGGUUUGCAAUAAGAUAUGAACUUUCCUCUCCAUUUCCCCCCACCCCAAUGAGUGGAGCCAAAAAAAGCUUAGCAGUGGGUGGGGCAUUGCUAGGUCAUUUUGAAGGAAGUAUAACACUGUUUACAAAAAGCAAAACAAUAAUAUCUAAUUGCCACCAAUUUCGAUGAGGUUAAUGACCCAGUCAGUUUGCGGUCCAGUGAUGGCAUAGCAUAAGCUCCAGGGGAAAAGGGCAGGAUUGAAAUAAAGAUCACUCUCUCUACAAUCAAAUGUAGCCUUUUUUGUCUGAAUCUACAACAGCAAGGCAAACCAGGAGUAUCUCUAAACAAAGGAAUUUUGGGACACAAGGAAGUUCAGACAAAGGGAAUUGAUCUUCAGUACUCUUACGUAGGAAGGGGCGGGAGGACAGGAAUAUUUAGGGAGGGAAUUCUGGAGCCUGCGAUCUUAAUUGUAGAAAGCAUAGCUGCCAAUACAGAAUUAAGUUCAAGGAUGAUCACGUUGCCAGAGAAGUAGAAGAGAAAAAUGAUCUCAGGGUUUAUGGAGAUAGGGAUGGGGAACAUGGAGGGAUACGAAAUCAAGGAGAAUUUUAUAAACAUUGUGUUUGCCAGAUUGAGAGUGGGUGAGAUAUGGGUUGAAAGAUGAAGUAGGACUGGUGUGCAUUAAAGUUCAAAGUAAGUUUAUUAUCUAAGUACAUAUAUGUCACUACAUAUGUGGUGACUACCCUGAGAUUCAUUUUCUUGCCAGUAUCCACAGCAUAUGCAAAAAAACAAUAGAAUUGAUGAAAAACUACACACAAAGACCAGGAAACAACCAAUGUGCAAACUACAGCAAACUGUGCAAAUACAGAAAGAAAAAGAAAAUAGUAAUAGUAGAUAAAAUAUUGAGAACAGAGUUGUAGAGUCCUUGAAAGUGAGUCCAUAGCUUCUGGAAUUCCACUGAGUUUUAGGGUGGGUGAGGUCAUCCAUUGGUAUGUGAAUGACCAGAAAUACAUUAGAAGAGGCAGGAAUUGUAUUGAAUGAGCCAGUAUUGCUUCCAGUAUCAGUAUCCACAACGGAUUUUCUGUACACCAUCCAACCACCCAACCUUGAACAUCCCCAUAACUUUAGGUGUCGUAAUGAUCAAAAUGUAGAAUCUCAGAUCUGGUCUUGUCACACUGGACUUCAGUGUGACACUCUCAGGGAUCUCCCCAAGGUGAUUCGAUACAGAGCACACUGAUCCCUAACUUUGAAGGUUAUGGGUUCAAAUCCCAUUCUGGAGAGCCAUAUACUGUUGAAGGUGCUGAUUUUCAGAUGAGAUACCGAACCAAUAUUCUGCUUUCCCUCCCAGGCAGAAGCUAUUGAAGAAAAUCGGGGAGCUCCCCCCCACCCCCGGUACGCUGGCCCAUAUUUAUCCC
Hypanus sabinus (Atlantic stingray) is the source of this 2970-nucleotide messenger RNA. RefSeq lists its product as uncharacterized. The record is from RefSeq and is a predicted model, not a curated record. The transcript has 4 exons. Lineage: Eukaryota; Metazoa; Chordata; Chondrichthyes; Myliobatiformes; Dasyatidae. Bases 1 to 1107 code for a protein of 368 amino acids.